AUGGCUCAAAAUCUGAGGUUAAGAGCAUAUGAAGAAGGAAAGGAUAGCAAAGCAGAUUUGCUUCCAGAUCCCGCACGCUACAGGCGACUAGUGGGUCGUUUAAUAUAUUUAACCAAUACUAGACCUGAUAUUUCUUUUGUUGUGCAAGUCUUGAGUCAAUUUAUGCAUAUCCCAACAAAGACACACAUGGCUGCAGCACUUGGGGUGAUCAGAUACUUGAAAGGGACACCUGGCCAUGGUAUCCUCCUAAGUGCUGAAGGAAAUUUCAGACUCAAGUGCUUCUGUGAUGCAGAUUGGGGAUCCUGUCCUACUACUAGAAGAUCAGUCACAGGCUAUAUCUUGAAGUUGGGAGGUUCAUUAAUCAAGUGGAAGACUAAGAAACAAGCUACAAUUUCUAGGUCAUCUGCAGAAGCUGAAUACAGGGCCUUAGGUUCUGCAGUCUCAGAAAUAGUGUGGAUGGUUGGAUUAUUGAGUGACUUGGGGAUCAACUAG
Messenger RNA from Neltuma alba, 492 nucleotides. RefSeq lists its product as uncharacterized. NCBI's taxonomy places the organism in Eukaryota, Viridiplantae, Streptophyta, Magnoliopsida, Fabales, Fabaceae. The record is from RefSeq and is a predicted model, not a curated record. The coding region runs from base 1 to 492 and encodes 163 amino acids. The transcript has a single exon.